GUGUUUACAACGACUCUGUUUGAAAUUCGAAUUGAACGAAGAAAAUAAAGAGAAUUGAGAAGGACUAUUUGAAAUCCGAAUCCUUUCUCUUUGGACUUCUGAUCCAACAAUGGAGUUCCCGCCAAGAGUGUUAUACCCACGGAGAUUCCACGCCUCUCCGUCGCAAUACACGGCGGAUAAAAGUGCCGCAGCGACUGAUCUCCGAGAUAAGCUCGCGACGCUGGUCGAUCGCAACAAGAAAGUGAAAAUGGCGUACCAUCAACUCCAAUCGCAGAUUGCAUUCGGCCUUGUCGAAGCAGGGGAAGUUUUCGAUUCUUUGGCGAUCCCUUUGAUGAAGCUGGUUGGGCUGAAAACGUCGGAGAUGGAGAGCGAAGGGAGACUCUCCACCUUCAUCUUCAAUACUGAAAGAACUCAUAUGGAUACUUCCCCAAAUGGAGUCCAUUCUGGUGAUCAGAACAGUCGAAUUCGCCGUUCAAAGGAAGAAAACUACGCUGCUAAAGCCGAAUCAGCAGGAAAAGAGAUCUUGCACAAGCAUAAGGGGCAGCUGAGACAGCUAGUCCAUAUGCUUAAGCACAUUGAAACACAAGUGAAUUCACAUAGGGAAGACAUACUGCAGAUGGUUGACAGUCGUCGAACCUUCUUCCAUGAAUUCAUCCAGAAAUCUCUUUAUUACCUAAGCUCGGCUCACAGCCAAAACCAUGACACUUUCCCUGUCACAGUGAAGCUCCUUCGCGUACUAUUUAAUCACAUCAACGAGGUGCUUGGUUCAGUAGAUACUGGUGUUAAUGAUCUUAUGCAGGCUUUAGCGAAGAAUAUGUGUAACCCGAUGACCAAGUACGUAGGCAACUUGGCAGCUGAAAUAAAGCUUGGCCCUUGUGUGAAACUGAUGAAUGUAGUGAACGAGAUGGAGAGAGCAAACGCAGACACAAGGAGAGAGCUGCAAGACGCUAGAGAAAGGAUUAGGCUUGCAGAAGAGACAAAGAUCGAGGCUUUAUCAAGGCUGAAGAAAGCUGAAGAUCAAGUUCAGAGAAUGACAAGCUCUGCCAGGUUUCUUCUACCCCCAACUCAGAAGAAGCAAGCAGAACAAUCCAUUAAUGGAAAGCGUGUAGGCGUAGAGGGAAGCCGAGAAAACGAAGAGAAACUACUUUGGGAUCUACUGAGCAAAAGAAGAAAGCAACAAGAACCAGAGAGUCCAAUGGGACCCAAAGAGCUCAUCAAACAAACAGACACGAAGCAGAAGCCAUUGGUGCACAAUCGACGAAGGACUAGGAACCAAACAAGGUUAAGUUCUCAAAUGGAGCGUACUGAUGCUUUGAUCCCACUUGGUGUGUCACCUUCUGCUAGAACAGUAACACGGAGGUAAGUAAAGCGAGCACAAGUAUACACGCAUUACUUGAGAAUCUAUCUUCACUAUGCUAAAAAAAACUUUACAAGUACUCUUUUAUUAUGUAAUUAGUUUGCACUUCUAUGAGUUUGGUGUUUACUGAGAAGAUCAAGUCGAGCAUGACUAACAACUUGAGUCUAGAUAUGCUUCUAUUUCAGAGCGAAACAACCAUAUUUCUCUAAUAACAUUAGGUACUUAUAAAUCAAAUUACACUCUGCAAAAGUUCUCGAAAUAAAA
Molecule: messenger RNA, 1621 nt
Organism: Thlaspi arvense
Lineage: Eukaryota; Viridiplantae; Streptophyta; Magnoliopsida; Brassicales; Brassicaceae
Source: the annotation of a GenBank genome assembly